Messenger RNA from Amphibalanus amphitrite, 3497 nucleotides. RefSeq lists its product as uncharacterized. The record is from RefSeq and is a predicted model, not a curated record. NCBI's taxonomy places the organism in Eukaryota, Metazoa, Arthropoda, Thecostraca, Balanomorpha, Balanidae. The transcript has 11 exons. Bases 713 to 2878 code for a protein of 721 amino acids.
AAAACACAGCAGUAUCUACACGGUAGACCACAGACCGCCGGGAAAUGGAGACAAUGAUAUGUCCUUCCGGGGUUACGUCACGCCCUGGCAGCUCCACCCAAGACACGUCUUUUACGGAUCGAAAAAAGAAUACGGCGAUUUUGGCCCAGUACAUCGCAGCGCUUUGACAUGUCCAAAUGCUGGUCAGAUAUCAUGCCAUUUCUGCAACACCAAUCAGCAUACCUGAAGAAUCAUUUCGAAAACUGAGAAUCACAUGAGUAUAAACGGCUACCUAAGAACACUGCUCAGUGCUCACAGGUAUAGCUUAUAAACGAUGUCCAUAAUAAUCACCCACUGCACAUUUCCCGCUGAUCUGUAAACGGCGAAGACUGUCUUAUAGCCGUCCACUGUCGGUAUCGGGGGUCAAAACUGGCUGUGGAUCCGCGGUUUCCGGUCUGUCGCAGCCAGGGAGGAAGCCACUAUCGCGGAGCCGGUGGUGGCAUCAGUCGAAUGUCAGUUCCACGGGACAGAGCUAGGGACCAGAGCGGGAACAUACACUGCAGCAAGGAGCUGGCAGGAGGUCCACGUGAAAGUAUCGGACCGGGAUAGCGGACCGGACUAAGGAAGACAGUGAGACGGUGAAGCCUGAAGAAGUCGAAGACAUCUCAGCUUCAGUGAUCAUUAGGAGGACAUUAGGUGUGUGACAUUCAGGACAUUCAGUGAUCAUUAGGUGAUGCCACACGUGUCGGUCACAGUUGUGGCUGUAGCGACAUUAGCUUUCUGGCUAAACCUGGAGUCGGCCGAGUCAGCAAAACAAGGAUGCCAAUCACCAGGCGCCAAAUUCUUGUCCAGAGUGUUUUUCGCCACAGACAAGACCGGGACAGUGUUUAACGAUGCAAACACAACCCAGGCCAGCGGUGUGUACCCCGAGGGCACUGAGGUCAGAUACCUGUGCGACCCUGGCUACGUUCUUGUCGGCAAGUCGGCGCGGGUGUGCCGGGAGGGCCGAUGGACGGAAACAGCACCCCACUGCUAUCUGAAUGUGGCCGAGCGUUCAAGUCUGUCGGUAAAACACACCAGCCUGGCCGAUGGAGACAAAACAACGGAUCAGUUCCUGAGGAAUCUGUUUCAAAAAGAAGGCGGCUCCCUGCACAUUAACCUUUACUUUUCGACCAAGGUUGUACAAGUCAUUUUUAUCGCUGAUGAGGCUAUUACAGGAAGCAAUAUGACAAUAUAUCUAAUGAAGAAUGGCGCAAUGGUCAUUGGAACUACCGCGGAACUUCGACCCUCAAGACGUCAGUCUGGUGACGGCCAUCCACCGGAGUACAUAGCGUUUGAAGACAUCGAAGGCAAAUCUCCUGAGGCGGAUGCCCUCCAAAUAUCGCUGCCCAAAUGGACGAGCUACACAGGGCAGAAGAUAUACGAAAUACAGAUUGUCGCCGCCACCACAGACCUGUCCUGGCGCCAGUGUCUUGAUGAGGUGGGCAGCUCAGUGACUCCUAUGCAGAGAAACACCUGGGCCGUCGACGGCCGAUGCUACCAUCUGAUAACACAGCCGGAUAAACGGCUCCACGCCGAGAAAGGCUGUCAGCGCCUGGGCACCGAAGGGACGCUUUAUGAGCCAGUCGCUGGGCUAGAUCUGGCCUUAGACAUGCUGAACGUGGAGGGGGUGUUCCGACUACAAACGCGGUCCAAGACACACGUCUGGGUGCAAGGAAUGGAGGAGCAAGACAGCGAAGACCCGGCCGCGUCCGGUGAUACUAAGGGUCCCCGGUGCCGACUGCUAUCGCCGAAGGACCGAAACUUCACCUACGGCGACUGUGAUGAACGGCACCCGUAUAUCUGCCAAAGAGCGCCGCGGCUGUGCGGCCGAUUUCCUCGACUAGCUGGUCUCCACUACACACCUCCGGAGGGAAACAGCGCCUUCUUGAGGGACGACACAGUCAACGUGACCUGCGCUGACCCCAACCGGACCGGUCAGAUCCGCUGUUUGGCUCCCGACUGGACCCGACCCAACUUCUGUCGAAGGACGGUGACCGGCAGCGCCCGGCCGCCCACGCAGAAACCGCCUGGGGGCCACCUGAGCGCCAUCCUGGGCGGUGCUGUCGGGGGCGUCAUCGUGUUAGCGCUGACGGCACUCGGCGUCAUCCGAGGCAGGAACGGCCGGCGCCAGCGCCGCCGGCACAAACAGUUUGUGCCACCCGUGGACGACAGCUCGGAGUUCCUCGGACUCAACCCGAACCCCAUCUACGGCGGGUCCCAGCACGAGGACGAGCAUCUGUAUAGCGAAGUCAGCAACCCAGACGCCAUAUACGAGGAAUGCUCGUACACGGCCCCCGUCAAACAGCCGUCUCCGGAGCCCCCUCCUCCCCCUCCGCUGCCGGCCAGCCGGCCCAGCGUGGGCUCACUCACCGACGCCGCCGACGCACCGUCCACCGACGACCUCGACUACGAGGUGUUCCCCAUGGAAACAGCGCCCGCUCCCACUGGAGGUUUCCUGACGACCGGCCGAAGCACGACGGCCGCCGGAACAUCAGCGCCACCUGCAAAGGAGGAUCCCGACUACGAGCCUUUCCCCGUAGAUCCUCAGAUGCCCUCAGGGGAAUCGAGCAGCGCUACUGGUCCACCUAUUUCAGAUCCAUCCCGAUCGUUCCCAGCCGUACCCGAGCUCUCCCGUCCUCCGACAUUGGAAUACGCCGUCCCUCUGGUAGGUGGCAAACAGCCGGACGGCCGACAGCUGAACCACAGCUUCGUUACGCUGCCGAUAAGUGUCGCGCCGGUUGCAGAUGAGGCCGAGUACGCGCAGCCGUAUCGAGCUUCGCGGGCCGACACUGCACGGAGAAGCAUCCCAGACGUGGCUUUGAAUGCGAUGGGCAUGAGCCGGACCGAGAGCGGUUGACUCCCACAGUCUGUGGGCCCGCCGUGGGCUUCAAAACUGGGAUGACAAGACUGGUCGCUGCAUGAGCUACAAGACCGCCGCACAGAUGCAUGAUCUACCGCUGUAUGAUCUACAAGACUGAUCAUGAGUCUUCAUGCUUCCCCGCAUAUCUCGAAAGCGAUGCCCCAAACCGUUAUUUUGAGUGGAAAUAGGGAGUCGAGCAGGUCGUAUGGCUGUACUCUUGUUACGCCAGAAGUGCAGAUGGAAUCGGCAGAUAAAACGGAGCUUUGACUGCAUACUACUAUGACAAAGUGAAGGACGUGUCGUAACGUGGUACACAAUAUGCUAUACGUUAUGCAUCGACCACAUUGCUUGUGCAUGUCCCUACAGAAUAACGCAUAUGAUGUGGAAAUGUGCAGAUGUAAUGUAAAAUGUGGAUGAUUGUUGGCUAUGAAAUGCUGGGCGGGCUUCGCUCUGUUCAUCAGAGCCACAGCCACGCCACACCCGCACAGUCGGGUCCGCAUCAUUCAGUAUUGAUGAUAUUGUCAUUGUCGAAAAUGUGCCGUGAGUGAUCAGUUGCAUUUUUAUUUUAAUAGUGUUGUUACGUAAACCAGAUAAUAUAUUAUCUAAGGGCGUAAAA